UACAAUUGCUAGCGAUGCUUACCUAAUCGAGAGGAUUUGAGCUGUGAGCCUGUGACUGCACGAGUGGGUGUUCUCGUCUUCAGCACAUCAAACUGCUCCAUUUUGAUGAUCCCCUAAAAAUGCGUAGGUUUUUUUUUUGUUCGAAAAACUGCUGCGAAAUUACUCAUGCUUGCGCAAAUGAUUCAUGAGGUUGAAGAAGGAAAAAAAGAUUUUUUUUUCCUGAUUCAUGCGUAGAUUUCUGCACAAAUGGUCGCCAUGGCCAAGAGAUGGUGCAGAGAAUAAAAAAAGGACAGGGAACAGAUGGUGAAGAAGAACAAAAGUCAGCGUAGGUGUGCUGUCUGAUUUCUGGACGUUGGAUGCGGCUUCAACGGUUAAGCUCUCCCGAGCCCUACAGGUGAAGCUGCACCCCAUGCCCAUGCCCAGUCCCGGUCCGCCGCUUCAUUUCCAUUCCUGCUUGACCCAAUCCCUCUCCCGAGCUUGUCAUUCGUCCCAAAUUCUCCGCGCCGGCGCAAGCACGUCGCCGGCAACCUCCUCCAGGCUCACGGCUCCCGCCUGACCGCGCCGAAGAGCACACCUCCCAUCCUCCUUCACCGUAGCACGUCGCUUCGAAUUCUUCUCUCCCGUGGUCGCUCCCCUACUCCUCUCUAUUGGUCCUGGAAGUGCAGAUCCAUCCGGACGUGGAUUGGUUUCUUCGUUUGUCGGUCAUAUGAUUGCAAUGAAUCCUGAGCAAGUACUGUCUUGUAAAGAAGUAACCCCAAAUUCCGACAUCAAUCGAUCCUGUGAAGCAUUAGGUUGCUCACUACCUUAGUACCUUGCAACUGGAAAGGAGAGAGCAAAGUGAUUUGCUGUCUCCUGGUGAUUGUUGUCCGUGACGCCUAGUGAUGGCAGAUGCUAGUUCGAGGACUGACACCUCAACUGUUCUAGACAACGACGACAAGAAUCAGAGGUUGGAAAACGGACAAAGUGAAGCAAUCAUGCCAUCUAAUUCUUCGGAUAGGUCCGACAGGUCCGACAAACCUUUGGACCAAAAGACACUGCGACGGCUCGCCCAAAAUCGUGAGGCAGCAAGAAAAAGUCGGCUGAGGAAAAAGGCAUAUGUGCAACAGCUAGAGAGCAGCAAGCUGAAACUUGCACAAUUAGAGCAGGAGCUCCAGAAAGCUCACCAGCAGGGAAUCUUCAUUUCCAGCUCUGGAGACCAAACCCAUGCCAUGAGUGGAAACGGAGCAUUGACUUUUGACAUAGAAUAUGCUAGAUGGCUAGAGGAGCAAAAUAAGCAGAUAAAUGAGUUGAGGACUGCGGUGAAUGCUCAUGCAAGUGACAGUGAUCUACGACUUAUUGUAGAUGGCAUAAUGGCCCAUUAUGAUGAAAUAUUCAAGGUCAAAGGUGUUGCUGCGAAGGCUGAUGUGUUUCACAUACUUUCAGGCAUGUGGAAGACACCUGCUGAAAGGUGCUUCCUGUGGCUUGGGGGUUUUCGUCCAUCUGAGCUUUUAAAGCUCCUAGCGAAUCACAUCGAGCCCCUAACUGAGCAGCAGUUGUUGGGAUUAACCAACCUCCAGCAAUCUUCCCAGCAAGCAGAGGAUGCAUUGUCACAGGGGAUGGAGGCAUUGCAGCAAUCUUUGGCAGAGACUCUGGCUGGAUCUCUUGGUCCAUCGGGUUCUUCAGGGAAUGUGGCAAACUACAUGGGUCAGAUGGCCAUGGCCAUGGGCAAACUUGGAACACUUGAGAAUUUUCUUCGCCAGGCUGACAACCUGCGACAGCAGACAUUGCAUCAAAUGCAACGAAUUCUGACGAUCCGGCAGGCUUCUCGCGCUCUUCUUGGUAUACACGACUACUUUUCACGGUUGCGUGCUUUAAGUUCUCUGUGGCUUGCUAGGCCACGGGAAUAACCAAGGAUGAUCACUGUGCUGAGUUUCCUGAGAUCACUGUGCUAAUACAAUUAUGUUUAGCUGUUGCUUGGUCCAAAUUGUACGUAAGUGGUGUACAAGUAGGUUAAUCCUGUAAGUUAUGAUGAUUAUAUGGCUGUAUUAGCAAUAAUAAUUAGAGAAAUCAGGAUCAGUGCUAUAUGGUUUGUACUGGUCAAAAUAUGUAGUCCUAAAUGCAACUCCUGUGACAUUGGGGCGAAAUGGGUAAUAAGAAUGUUCCAUUGGUCA
Molecule: messenger RNA, 2150 nt
Organism: Phragmites australis (common reed)
Lineage: Eukaryota; Viridiplantae; Streptophyta; Magnoliopsida; Poales; Poaceae
Product: transcription factor TGA2.1
Exons: 10
Coding region: 882-1886 (334 amino acids)
Biological process (GO): DNA-templated transcription; regulation of DNA-templated transcription
Molecular function (GO): DNA-binding transcription factor activity; sequence-specific DNA binding
Source: RefSeq, a predicted model, not a curated record